Messenger RNA from Monosiga brevicollis MX1, 2815 nucleotides. RefSeq lists its product as uncharacterized. The coding region runs from base 1 to 2037 and encodes 678 amino acids. NCBI's taxonomy places the organism in Eukaryota, Choanoflagellata, Craspedida, Salpingoecidae. The transcript is spliced from 12 exons. The record is from RefSeq and is a predicted model, not a curated record. Gene Ontology annotation, biological process: regulation of transcription by RNA polymerase II.
AUGUGCCUGAAGCGGGCGGAAAGCGAGCGCACCAGGCUCAACAGGCAGCUGGCGGUCAGCGAGUUCAAGCUGUUCCUCAAGCGCCACGGAAAAGGAGCCACGAUCAGAACAGCGAAGAGUCAGCACGUCGCCAUGUUCGUUGUUUUACUACAACGACUGGCCAACGUGGCGCCAGCUACCGCGAUGAGGCGGGUGUCAGACCUGUCCACCUACUACCAGCUGCGAGGGUGGACCAACCCGUGCCUCAUGGCAGACGGCUGCAGACCACUGGUGAUCCAGAAGGUUGGACGCGGAAUGGAGAGCGCAAUGAGCCACAAGCACACGCAAUUGACCAUGGAACCCGUGAGACUCCACCACAUCAGACAAAUCAUCGAGGGCAGCAAGACGACGGCCCGGUCGGAGGCGUUCAUGGUGGCGAUGGUGGUCAUGUACGCCAAUGCAAGAUGGCCGCAGACCCUCCUCGGGUUGCGCACGGCGGACAUUGUCGAGAUCAAACCAGGCCUGGUCAUCUACCAGCAGUCCACCAAAUUGGUGAAGAUCAAGCCUGAGAGAUUCAUUGUAUCAGACCCGCCUCAGGACGACAAGGGCAACUUCCUGCCAGCGACGUGGCUCGCACAGCUGGUUCGGAGGAUGAAAAAGCAGGGCAAGGACAAGGUCUUCGACGAAAUCACGUACAAAGGGUUUGCCGAGGAGCUUGGUACAGCCGUCAAGGAGGAUUGCCCCGAUCUCGACCACGAGAGGCGCUGUUGUCCCCCUUCGGGCCACAGCACAGUCACGGGCGGUGAUCAUGAAAAGAGAGAGAGAGAGAGAGAGAGAGAGAGAGAGAGAGAGAGAGAGAGAGAGAGAAGUGCAUUUGCUGGAGCUCGGCAGAGGUGCUGGAGCUGGAACAGGACGCCAGGGGUUGGGCUGGAGCAUGAGUUGGAGCUAGAGCUGGAUUGCGAGUUUGUGCCGCAACAGGACCAGGGCAGAGCUGGAGCCUGCGAGGACUCAGAGGCUCAGGCAGAGGGCAGCUCAACCAUGGCGACGGCAGUGCUACGUCGUGCCUGUUAUGAUGUGGGGUCUGGCAAAAGCAAGAUGAGCGUUGUCGAAGUUCGGGAUGGGCAGCUUGAGCGCGUCGUCUUCUCUAAGCAGUAUGACGUCCAGUACAGCCACGAUCUAGCAAAGAACGGCAAUGGCCAGCUUUCCUCGGAAAUUUUGAGUGUUGGCAUGGAAGCCCUCGCUCAGCUCCAGAAAGAGGCACAGGCACAUGGUGCAACAGUUUCGGCAGGUGUUGCCACAGCGGUAUUCCGAAAGGCCAGCAACGGCUUGGCGUUUCUGGCGGACGUGCGUCGGAAGCUGCAAAUCAACGUAGACGUGGUGUCCCAAGCUGUUGAAGGUUAUCUGGGUUGGCGCACGGCGCAAAGCUGUGUGUCAGCCAAUCGUGUGUCUGCAGCGCAUCUAGUUUCCUACGACUCGGGUGCGGGUAGUUUUCAAAUUGCCUGCCUAGCCGAUUCCGCACUUUCCUCUACUCCCGACAACCUACUGGUCCACGAGGGCCCGUGCGGCUCCAUCUUGGCGUUGGAAAAGCUGGUCUGUGGCGUCCGCCACCAGCACAUGCGCGACGUGCUCUCCCCCAACCCCGUCAGUCCGGAUGAGGCGGCUCAGGUCGGGGCCCUCUUGCACCGACACUUGGAGGACAGCGACUGCACCAUGCCGCCAGCGUUGCGCGAGCGCCUAGAUCACCCAAAGACCGUGGCCGUUUCCAUUGGCGAAGAAACAUCCAUUUUCAACGUGGCCUGUCUCUUCCUUGAUGGCGACAACGUUUUGACCCCAGACAAGGUACACCAAGCCAUGCUUCGGGCCACUGGCAAAAGUGAUGCAGAGCUCAAGAGCAUUUGUGAGCUGGAGCCUUACCUUAUUGUGCCCAAGCUGUGCCUCUUGGAGACGGUCCUUCGAUGGGCUGGCAUUGCACAGCUCGAGUAUCAUUGUGUCAUGGGCAACUGUAUUGGUGUUGCCCUGUACGAAGCCCUCUGGGAGCAGGCGCCGGCAACUCUGUAGCUGUGCAGACGCUCGGCCCAUGUCAUCGUUGCCAAAGGAAAUGAGCCAGUACCUGCACGCCGAUCCAAAUGCACGCCGAUCCAAGGGAUGCGAUACAUGGAAAUCAAUGGUCGGACAAUCACUGUCAAAGUCGCAAUAGACACUCAAACAAGUCAAACGAGUUUGGAUGAUAGACAAGGUUGACAUGCUCGUGCAAGGAUAUUUCCCGAGUGCGAGGCAACCAUCCGAUCAGGCGGUCGCGACAGAGGGUUGUGGUUGAAUGAGCGCGUUCCAGGGGUCGCUGACAGCUGCUUCAAGCGUACGCGCAUCUAGCUCAAAAAAUCGCGAGUGGGCACCGCUUGCUGCAGCAUGAUGGUCGCUAGGGUUGCGGUCGCGGAGACUUUGUUCUUGAACGGCCAUGGCUGGAAACGCAGCCUGCUCGUCUGGGUUGAGCAAGGCCUGCCAGGGGUCUCGCACCGCAGCAAGGAUGUCAAAUGCGAUGGGAUGCCCAGCACCACCACGUGACUGGAAGUCGUGGCGUGGCCGCUGUUGAUGAUGACCAAAGCCCCCUCGACCAUGCCCCCGCCCAUGACCUCCUCGUCCAUGACCUCGUCCAUGGCCUCGGCCUCCACGACCCCGUCCGCGACCACCGCGUCCCGCACCCGUUGGACCAUGGCCACCGUGCCGAGGCUGAAAGCUCGGAAACGGUGGCGGGACGCCUGGAGCUCCACUCAUUGCAAAGUGCCGACCAUUUCCACCAGCAUCACCACCGCCGCUGCCGCCCCCUCGCCACUUGGCC